CACCCUACAGUGCUGGCUAGCGAGUUAGCUGUCAACAUAGUUCCAGCUGAGAGAGAGCAACGGGAGGGAGGCUGGGCAGAUGAGGCUUAAAAUUAAUUUCAAAAUGUGCUGGAGCCGGUUUUUCGUCGCCGGCUGGGCUCUCCUGCUGCUGGGUCAGCUGCAGGACUCAGAGGCUGUUCCUAUAGGUAUCGACAAAACAAAAGUCAAAGAGCCAGAGAAACAAACUGAAGAGGUACCACCAGCUAAUGUGGACACUGGACUCCACUAUGACCGCUACCUCAGAGAGGUCAUCGAUUUCCUUGAGAAGGAUCAGCAUUUCAGAGAAAAGCUCCACAACACAGACAUGGAAGACAUUAAGCAAGGUAAACUGGCUAAAGAGCUGGACUUCGUUAGCCAUCACAUCAGAACAAAACUUGAUGAGCUAAAAAGGCAGGAGGUCAAUCGACUGCGGACCCUGAUUAAGGCUAAGCAAGACCUAGAAGGAGGCAACGACAUAGCAGUGGAUCACCAGGCUCUCCUGAAGCAGUUUGAGCACCUGGACCACAUGAACCCACAUACAUUUGAAGUGAACGACCUGGAUCGACUCAUUAAAUCGGCCACACAUGACCUGGAGAACUAUGACAAAGAAAGACAUGAAGACUUCAAGAAGUAUGAGAUGAUGAAGGAGCAUGACAGAAGGGAGCACCUGAAAACCCUGGAUGAGGAGGAGAGAAAGAAGGAGGAGGAGCACUAUGAGGAGAUGAAGAAGAAACAUGCCGACCAUCCUAAAGUCAAUCACCCAGGCAGCCAAAAUCAGCUAAAAGAAGUGUGGGAGGGAGCUGACGGCUUGGACCCCGAAGAUUUUGAUCCAAAGACCUUUUUCAACCUUCACGAUACUAAUGGGGAUGGCUUUUUCGAUGAGCAGGAGCUUGAGGCAUUGUUCACCAAAGAGCUGGAAAAAAUUUAUGACCCCACCAAUGAAGAGGACGAUAUGGUGGAGAUGGAGGAAGAGAGGCUACGCAUGAGGGAGCAUGUUAUGAAUGAGGUGGAUUCUAACAAAGACAGGUUGGUGUCUUUAGAGGAGUUCCUGGUCGCUACAAAGAAAAAAGAAUUUCUGGAGCCGGAUAGCUGGGAGACCCUGGAGCAGAACCAGGCUUACACAGACGAGGAGAUGAGGGAGUUUGAGGAGCAUCUUGCUCAACAAGAGCAGGACCUCAAUCAAAGAGCUGUUGACCUGCAAAAACAAAGAGACGAGCUGGAGAGGCAGCAGGAGCAGCUCAACGCACAGAAAAUAGAACUCCAGCAGGCCGUGGAGCAUAUGGAACGACUUAAGUCAACGAAUAUGGACCCCUCUCUAGAUGUUCAUGUUGAAGGAAAUGCGUUACAUGCAGUUGACAACCAGCAGCAUGCUGACCCAGGAGCUUAUCCACCAGGACAUCAAGACGGACAGCUGCAGGAUCAUCAUGGACAGCAGCAGGAUCAUCAUGGACAGCAGCAGGAMCAUCAUGGACWGCAGCAGGAMCAUCAUGGACWGCAGCAGGAGCAUCAUGGACUGCAGCAGGAGCAUCAUGGACUGCAGCAGGAGCAUCACGAGCAGCAGCAAGAGCAUCACGGACAACAGAAUCAGGACACACUUCAGCAAGAUCUCCCCCCACAUCAGGAGACACACCCAGACCCUCAAGAAGUUGCACAUGGCCAGCAUAACCUGCCAUAAAAUUGCUGUCAAGAACCACUAGACUUCUACUGCACUUCAAGUCCUCCGUGCAGAAGAGAUGUCCUGCCUGAUCAUAAGACCACUGCAACCAGUUUUCAGGUUUUUAAAUACAGGUUACAUGGAAAGAAAACAGUGGCACYUGAAAUCCAAGUUUUUCAUAUCAAUAAACAAAGGGAACUAGAAUUUUAAAAUGACCCACUGUAGACCGGUUCCCCAAAAUGCGCAUCAAAGAAAUGCAAAGAAAUAUGUAGAAUAUGAUCGUUUUGUUUGCAGUUGAACCUUCAGAGAGGUCCCCUACUUUUUUACGCAACCUGAUGGAUUUUAUUUUCGAGGUGGUUGGAUUUGUGCAUGUUUGUUUGAGGGUGUUGAGGUGUAAAAAGUCAUUUCUAAUUUUAGCCUUAUAAUUUGGCAUGACCUUUUCAGUUGCACUCAAAGAUUUCUCUAAAAAGAAGUUACAUACAUAAAUAAUUGUGGAAUGUUUUUUUUUUUUUCGUUGGUGGCAUCAGUGUUUUGGAAAUUAAACCCAAGAGGCAUUUAUAAGUUUUUCUUUACUUUGAAGAAGAAUAAGAGCAAAGGAUGCACUAAAGGAAUAUUAAAUAGUGUGAAGUAUUUUCAUGUUUUACCAUAAAAUUUAAUGUAAAAGUAAUGUUUCGCUACGAUUUGGUAUAGUAUCUCCAAGGUUGGGACAGGUUUUUCAAGCAAAUCAUACUUCCAAGAAGGGGUGGGUGGUAAUGAAGCUAAAACUAGGUGCACUGCCUAAAGUACAUGCUACACUCUUGUGAUUUUAGUGCAACUCUGCUUUAAAAAAGGUGCUAGAAACAAAGACAUAAGUAAAAGCCUCCAAAUUUUUUUUCAAUUUUUAAGUCUUAAAUAAAAUUGUAUAGAAAAUUUAGAAAUUUAAGGUUAGCUAUGGUAUAUAUCCUAAGAGAUAAAACACACUAUGUAACUGAUGGAUCUCAUCUUUAUUACACAGCUCAAGUAGUCUUAUGCAAAUGUGUACAAACAAGUGAUACCUUUACAGCAAUUUCAAUUAAGGGUUGUCCAUCWCAAUUAUGUUGAUAAAACAACCAGGUUUACCUACUUUGCUGUUUUGUAAGUUCACUUUACUCCAGUUAGGGAUUAGGUCAUAAUUUUCUUCUAUAUUGCUGGUUUACUUGAUGUGCUGUCCAGUUUUUUUAAAUAAUUCAGCUUUGUUUUUUAUCUGGCUACAGUAAGCAGAUGUUUGACAGUUGCUACUUUCUACUAAAUGAACAAGACAUCACUUAUGGUAGUGAAGGAGGCAAAGGAAAAACAUCUACAAAGCAUUCUCUUUCAUUUUCUGUGUGCCAUGUGUUUUUAAAACCAAAUCUUCUGGAUUUGACAAUAUUUAGGUGGGAUUGCUGCUGAAUAAGAAUUAAAUACCAUACACUUGGAUAAUAAAAAAAGUUUACCUUUUAUACUGUC
This is a messenger RNA of Austrofundulus limnaeus, 3136 nucleotides long. It is a transcript of the gene nucb2a, whose product is annotated as nucleobindin 2a. Lineage: Eukaryota; Metazoa; Chordata; Actinopteri; Cyprinodontiformes; Rivulidae. The transcript has 13 exons. Gene Ontology annotation, molecular function: calcium ion binding. Gene Ontology annotation, cellular component: extracellular exosome; endoplasmic reticulum-Golgi intermediate compartment. The record is from RefSeq and is a predicted model, not a curated record. The coding region runs from base 80 to 1693 and encodes 537 amino acids.